ACUUAUUUAGAAAAAAGGGUUUCAGUUAACAAAAGCUGCUCGCAAAGACCACAACGUGCUACUUAUUUUCGAAAUAGAUUUAUUUUUAAGGCUGCAAUUGAAAUGAGAUUGCUGUUGGUUUUGCUGGCUGUGCUCGCCACUAGUCAUUGGACUUUUGGACAAAAAACCGAGAAGAGAGUUGUAUGCUACUAUGAUGCACAGAGUUCAUUGCGUUCUGGUUUUGCCAAAUUUCCCCAAGAAAACCUGGAAUAUGGCUUGCAAUUCUGUACUCAUUUGUUCUAUGGCUAUGUGGGUCUUACCCGCGAGACCUUUGAAAUGUCCAGUCUGAAUGUUGACUUGGAUAUGUUUCACUUUCGUCAGAUAACCGAUCUGAAAAAGGCGCAUCCUGGAUUGAAAAUCUACCUCAGUUUGGGUGGCGACAAGGACAACGAUGAAGUGGAUCCCAUGAAAUACAUUCACCUCCUUGAAGGAGGCAAACCCAUGUAUGACAAUUUCAUUUAUAGCUCCUUGGCUAUGCUGAAAAAUAAUGGAUUUGAUGGUUUGGACUUGGCCUUUCAAUUUCCCCGUAAUAAACCUCGAAAAGUUCAUGGCACCAUUGGCACAGUGUGGAAAAAAUUCAAGAAACUCUUCACGGGAAAUUUCAUUGUUGAUGUUGAUGCUGAGACGCAUAAGCAACAAUUUACCGAAUUUGCUAAAGAUUUGAGAACAGCCUACGACAGAUCGAAUUUGUCUUUGACCCUGACAGUGAUGCCCAAUGUAAAUUCCACAUGCUUGGGAAAGUUAUUAAACCCCGAUCUGGAACUAGCUUUGCAAUUCUGUACUCACUUGGUCUAUGGCUAUUGCGGCAUUAAACACGACACCUUUCAGGUCUUUAGUUUGAACGAAGACUUGGACAUCAAUCGACACCAAUUCUCAGAGGUUUUAUCUCUGAAACGGAAAUAUCCACAUAUUAAGGUAUUAUUGAGCAUUGGUGGCGACAAGGAUGUAGAUCCUGAUCAUCCCAAUAAAUACAUCGAGUUGCUGGAAGGAGAACGUGUUCGCCAAACCGCCUUUAUUAACACAGCCUAUUCGAUGGUGCGCUCCUAUGGCUUCGAUGGCAUUGAUUUGGCUUUCCAAUUCCCCAAAAAUAAGCCACGCAAGGUGCAUUCGGAUAUUGGUAUGGCCUGGAAGAAAUUUAAGAAAAUAUUCACCGGAGAUUUCAUUGUGGAUCCCAAGGCUGGUGAGCAUAAGGAACAAUUUACCUCGUUGUUGAGGGACUUGAAAAAUUCCCUAAGACCGGAUGGCUAUAUGUUGACAUUGACUGUGUUGCCCAAUGUAAAUUCGUCCUGGUACUUUGAUGUCCCCGCCGUGUCUAGUUUUGUCGAUUACAUCAACAUUGCCGCCUUUGAUUUCCUAACCCCUGAACGCAAUCCCGAGGAGGCGGAUUUCACCGCCCCCUUAUACGAGUUGUACGAACAGAAUCGUUUGCCUCACUACAAUGCUGACUUCCAAAUCGCAUACUGGCUGCAACAAACUUGCCCCGCUAACAAACUUGUCUUGGGCAUGGCCACCUAUGGUCGCACUUGGAAAUUGACUUCUGACUCCAAUGCUUCUGGUGGUGUUCCCGUUGUUCCUGCCACAGAUGGCGCCGCUGAUUCCGGUAUGCAGAGUCAAACUCCUGGACUUUUGAGUUGGCCUGAAAUUUGUGGCAAAUUACCCAAUGCCAAGAAUGCCUAUCUGAAGGGUGCCGAUGCUCCGCUCAAUCGUGUGGGAGAUCCCACUAAACGUUAUGGUGCCUAUGCCUAUCGCCUGGCCGAUAGCAAUGGUGAACAUGGUAUUUGGAUUAGCUAUGAUGAUCCAGAGGCGGCUGCCAACAAGGCCAGUUAUGUGCACUCCAAAGGUUUAGGUGGCCUAUCGCUAUUCGAUUUGAGUUAUGAUGACUUCCGUGGCCUUUGCAAUGGUGACAAAUAUCCCAUAUUGAGAGCUGCCAAAUAUCGUCUAUGAUUUAGAAUAUUACACCAGCUUUUUUGAAACGAAUUUUAUAUUUUUGUACUUUAAAUAAAAUAAAAUAAUUUUUAAUAAAAAUCUGAUCAAAAGAAAA
Molecule: messenger RNA, 2080 nt
Organism: Stomoxys calcitrans (stable fly)
Lineage: Eukaryota; Metazoa; Arthropoda; Insecta; Diptera; Muscidae
Gene: Idgf2
Product: chitinase-like protein Idgf2
Exons: 4
Coding region: 103-1983 (626 amino acids)
Biological process (GO): chitin catabolic process; carbohydrate metabolic process
Cellular component (GO): extracellular region
Molecular function (GO): chitin binding
Source: RefSeq, a predicted model, not a curated record